Messenger RNA from Balaenoptera musculus (blue whale), 6503 nucleotides. It is a transcript of the gene SMARCA4, whose product is annotated as SWI/SNF related, matrix associated, actin dependent regulator of chromatin, subfamily a, member 4. Gene Ontology annotation, biological process: positive regulation of transcription by RNA polymerase II. The coding region runs from base 1 to 4506 and encodes 1501 amino acids. The transcript has 31 exons. Gene Ontology annotation, molecular function: transcription factor binding; DNA binding; ATP-dependent chromatin remodeler activity. Gene Ontology annotation, cellular component: nucleus. NCBI's taxonomy places the organism in Eukaryota, Metazoa, Chordata, Mammalia, Artiodactyla, Balaenopteridae. The record is from RefSeq and is a predicted model, not a curated record.
AUGUCCACUCCAGACCCACCCCUGGGCGGAACUCCUCGGCCAGGCCCUUCCCCGGGCCCGGGCCCCUCCCCUGGAGCCAUGUUGGGCCCUAGCCCAGGUCCCUCACCCGGCUCCGCCCACAGCAUGAUGGGGCCCAGCCCAGGGCCUCCCUCAGCAGGACACCCCAUCCCGACCCAGGGGCCUGGAGGAUACCCUCAGGACAACAUGCACCAGAUGCACAAGCCAAUGGAGUCCAUGCACGAGAAGGGCAUAUCGGACGACCCCCGCUACAACCAGAUGAAGGGGAUGGGGAUGCGGUCGGGGGGCCACGCCGGGAUGGGGCCCCCGCCAAGCCCCAUGGACCAGCACUCCCAAGGUUACCCCUCGCCCCUGGGUGGCUCCGAGCACGCCUCCAGUCCGGUUCCAGCCAGCGGCCCGUCCUCGGGCCCGCAGAUGUCGUCCGGGCCUGGAGGCGCCCCGCUGGAUGGUGCUGACCCCCAGGCUUUGGGGCAGCAGAACCGGGGCCCGACCCCCUUUAACCAGAACCAGCUGCACCAGCUCAGAGCUCAGAUCAUGGCCUACAAGAUGCUGGCCCGGGGGCAGCCCCUCCCUGACCACCUGCAGAUGGCAGUGCAGGGGAAGCGGCCGAUGCCCGGGAUGCAGCAGCAGAUGCCAACACUACCUCCACCCUCUGUGUCCGCAACAGGACCUGGCCCUGGGCCCGGGCCAGGCCCCGGUCCUGGACCAGCACCUCCAAACUACAGCAGGCCUCACGGUAUGGGAGGGCCCAACAUGCCCCCUCCAGGACCCUCAGGCGUGCCCCCCGGGAUGCCCGGGCAGCCCCCCGGAGGGCCUCCCAAGCCCUGGCCUGAAGGACCCAUGGCGAAUGCUGCUGCCCCCACAAGCACACCUCAGAAGCUGAUCCCCCCGCAGCCAACGGGUCGCCCUUCGCCUGCACCCCCCGCCGUCCCUCCUGCUGCCUCCCCCGUGAUGCCGCCCCAGACACAGUCGCCGGGGCAGCCGGCCCAGCCCGCCCCCAUGGUGCCGCUCCACCAGAAGCAGAGCCGCAUCACCCCCAUCCAGAAGCCGCGGGGCCUGGACCCCGUGGAGAUCCUGCAGGAGCGGGAGUACAGGCUGCAGGCUCGCAUCGCACACCGAAUUCAGGAACUUGAAAACCUUCCCGGGUCCCUGGCCGGGGAUUUGCGAACCAAAGCGACCAUCGAGCUCAAGGCCCUGAGGCUGCUGAACUUCCAGAGGCAGCUGCGGCAGGAGGUGGUGGUGUGCAUGAGGAGGGACACGGCCCUCGAGACGGCCCUCAACGCCAAGGCCUACAAGCGCAGUAAGCGGCAGUCCCUGCGCGAGGCCCGCAUCACCGAGAAGCUGGAGAAGCAGCAGAAGAUAGAGCAGGAGCGCAAGCGCCGGCAGAAGCACCAGGAAUACCUCAACAGCAUUCUUCAGCACGCCAAGGAUUUCAAAGAAUAUCACAGGUCGGUCACAGGCAAAAUCCAGAAACUCACGAAGGCGGUGGCCACAUACCACGCCAACACCGAGCGGGAACAGAAGAAGGAGAAUGAAAGGAUCGAGAAGGAGAGAAUGCGGAGGCUCAUGGCCGAGGACGAGGAAGGGUACCGCAAGCUCAUCGACCAGAAGAAGGACAAGCGCCUGGCCUACCUCCUGCAGCAGACGGACGAGUACGUGGCUAACCUCACGGAGCUGGUGCGGCAGCACAAGGCCGCCCAGGUCGCCAAGGAGAAGAAGAAGAAGAAGAAAAAGAAGAAGGCAGAAAACGCUGAAGGACAGACACCUGCAAUCGGACCCGAUGGCGAGCCUCUGGAUGAGACCAGCCAAAUGAGCGACCUUCCGGUGAAAGUGAUCCACGUGGAGAGUGGGAAGAUCCUCACGGGCACAGACGCACCCAAAGCAGGCCAGCUGGAGGCCUGGCUGGAAAUGAACCCGGGGUAUGAAGUAGCUCCAAGAUCUGAUAGUGAAGAGAGUGGCUCAGAAGAAGAGGAGGAGGAGGAGGAGGAGGAGCAGCCGCAGCCAGCACAGCCUCCCGCCCUGCCCGUGGAGGAGAAGAAGAAGAUUCCGGAUCCAGACAGCGACGACGUCUCCGAGGUGGACGCCCGGCACAUCAUUGAGAACGCCAAGCAAGAUGUUGAUGACGAGUACGGCGUGUCGCAGGCCCUCGCUCGUGGCCUGCAGUCCUAUUACGCCGUGGCCCACGCCGUCACCGAGAGGGUGGAUAAGCAGUCGGCGCUCAUGGUCAACGGCGUCCUCAAGCAGUACCAGAUCAAAGGCUUAGAGUGGCUGGUGUCCCUGUACAACAACAACCUGAAUGGCAUCCUGGCUGACGAGAUGGGCCUGGGGAAGACCAUCCAGACCAUCGCUCUCAUCACGUACCUCAUGGAGCACAAGCGGAUCAACGGGCCCUUCCUCAUCAUAGUGCCUCUCUCAACGCUGUCCAACUGGGCAUACGAAUUUGACAAGUGGGCCCCCUCGGUGGUGAAGGUGUCCUACAAGGGCUCUCCAGCAGCCAGACGUGCUUUCGUCCCCCAGCUCCGGAGCGGCAAGUUCAACGUCUUGCUGACGACGUACGAGUACAUCAUUAAAGACAAGCACAUCCUUGCAAAGAUCCGUUGGAAGUACAUGAUCGUGGACGAAGGCCACCGCAUGAAGAACCACCACUGCAAGCUGACGCAGGUCCUCAACACGCACUACGUGGCCCCCCGCCGCCUGCUGCUGACGGGCACGCCCCUGCAGAACAAGCUCCCUGAGCUCUGGGCGCUCCUCAACUUCCUGCUGCCCACCAUCUUCAAGAGCUGCAGCACCUUCGAGCAGUGGUUCAAUGCGCCCUUUGCCAUGACCGGGGAAAAGGUGGACCUGAACGAGGAGGAAACCAUUCUCAUCAUCCGUCGUCUCCACAAAGUGCUGCGGCCCUUCCUGCUCCGGCGGCUCAAGAAGGAAGUCGAGGCUCAGUUACCUGAAAAGGUGGAGUACGUCAUCAAGUGCGACAUGUCCGCGCUGCAGCGCGUGCUUUACCGGCACAUGCAGGCCAAGGGGGUGCUGCUCACCGAUGGCUCUGAGAAGGAUAAGAAGGGCAAAGGUGGCACCAAGACCCUGAUGAACACCAUCAUGCAGCUGAGGAAGAUCUGCAACCACCCGUACAUGUUCCAGCACAUCGAGGAGUCCUUUUCCGAGCACCUUGGGUUUACCGGUGGCAUCGUCCAAGGGCUGGACCUGUACCGAGCCUCGGGGAAAUUCGAGCUGCUCGACAGAAUUCUUCCCAAACUCCGGGCCACCAACCAUAAAGUGCUGCUGUUCUGUCAGAUGACCUCCCUCAUGACGAUCAUGGAAGACUAUUUUGCGUAUCGCGGCUUUAAAUACCUCAGGCUCGAUGGAACCACGAAAGCGGAGGACCGGGGCAUGCUGCUGAAGACCUUCAACGAGCCCGGCUCCGAGUACUUCAUCUUCCUGCUCAGCACCCGGGCUGGGGGGCUGGGUCUGAACCUCCAGUCAGCCGACACUGUGAUCAUAUUCGACAGUGACUGGAACCCCCACCAGGACCUGCAAGCGCAGGACCGUGCCCACCGCAUCGGGCAGCAGAACGAGGUGCGCGUGCUCCGCCUCUGCACGGUCAACAGCGUGGAAGAGAAGAUCCUGGCCGCGGCCAAGUACAAGCUCAACGUCGACCAGAAGGUGAUCCAGGCCGGCAUGUUCGACCAGAAGUCCUCCAGCCACGAGAGGCGCGCUUUCCUCCAGGCCAUCCUCGAGCACGAGGAGCAGGACGAGAGCAGACACUGCAGCACGGGCAGCGGCAGUGCCAGCUUCGCCCACACUGCCCCUCCGCCAGCGGGCGUCAACCCCGACUUGGAGGAGCCACCUCUAAAGGAAGAAGACGAGGUGCCUGACGACGAGACGGUGAACCAGAUGAUUGCCCGGCACGAGGAAGAGUUCGACCUGUUCAUGCGCAUGGACCUGGACCGCAGGCGCGAGGAGGCCCGCAACCCCAAGCGGAAGCCACGCCUGAUGGAGGAGGAUGAGCUCCCCUCGUGGAUCAUCAAGGACGACGCAGAGGUGGAGCGGCUGACCUGCGAGGAGGAGGAGGAGAAGAUGUUCGGCCGCGGCUCCCGCCAUCGCAAGGAGGUGGACUACAGCGACUCGCUGACGGAGAAGCAGUGGCUCAAGAAAAACGAGAGGAAGUAUAUCCAGGACAUAGUAAGCAAAAAGAUGAGUCGUGAUGUGACCCUGAAGGCCAUCGAGGAGGGCACGCUGGAGGAGAUCGAAGAGGAGGUCCGGCAGAAGAAAUCGUCGCGGAAGCGCAAGCGGGACAGCGAUGCCGGCCCCUCCACCCCGACCACCAGCACCCGCAGCCGCGACAAGGACGACGAGAGCAAGAAGCAGAAGAAGCGUGGCCGGCCGCCUGCCGAGAAACUCUCCCCCAACCCGCCCAACCUCACCAAGAAGAUGAAGAAGAUCGUGGACGCUGUGAUCAAGUACAAGGACAGUAUUCUUGCAAGGGAACCUUAACAUUGUCAAAAUGAAGAAGACCCUUGAAGGUCAGUGGGGAAGGAUGGACUUUUCAAAAAGUCAUGCUGAUCACUGGGAUAUCCAUACGGAGAAGAUGAGUAUUGACCCCUCCUCACGCCAUACACAUAUAUUAAUUUGAAAUGGAUUACAGACAUAAACGUGAUGUAAAUCAACUAUAUUUCAAUAAAUCUUUUUUAAAAAACCCAUACAUGUGAAAGGUACAACAUGGGAAAAAAUCUUCAUGUCCUUGAAGGAGGCAAAGACUUCUUCAGUAGGACAGAAACGCCACUAGCCAUAAAAGACUCACAAGUUAGACUCCACUAAAAUUAAGAACAUUUGUUCAUCAAAGGACACCCUCAUGAAGACGGUGAAAAUUGCCACAGACUAGGAAAAGAAAAUUCAAUUUUAAAAUGGGCAAAAGGCAUGAACAGACACCUCCCAGAAGAAGAUACCCCAGUGACCAAUCAACAUGUGAAAAGAUGCUCGGGACCACCACAUCGACGUCAUUACGAGAAGGAAAUGCACAAUAAAAUGAGAGUGAGGUGCCUCCUCACACACACACCGGAAGGGCUAAAAUUCCUUUUAGUUCCACCACCAAGGACCUGGAGCAGUAGGACCUCACACCCUGCUCAUGGGAGCGUGUGGCUCUGGGCAGUGGCUUCUGCAGCUCGACACACAGAUAAAGCUUCUGACCAAGCCACUCCAGUCCUAGGCCUGAGUGCAUGCAUCCACCAGAAGACAUGUACAGGUGCCUCCACAGCAGCUUUGAUCGCGACUCCCCUAAAGGAAACAGCCCAGUGUCCACCCCCAGGAGAACACGUCCACAGCGGCCUCAUCGAAGAACAGAAUUCUAACGGCCACGAGAACAGACAAACUACCACUCCCUGGAAGAAUCUUACAGACACUUGGUUGAGUGAGAGAAGCCAGACACAGAAAAGUACCUAUUGUACGCUUCCAGUUACAGGAAGUUAAGCUGAUCGACGGUGAUGAGCAUGGAUCAGUGGUCGCCUCAAGUCGGAAUUGACAGGGACGGGACACCAGGGAGCCUUCUGGGACGUUGGGGUCUUGGUCUGCACAUGAAAACCUUCACCAGGGUGUACACCUAAGAUAAGAUGUGCGCACUUUCCUGUAGUAGGUUACACCUCAGUUUAAAAAUAGUAGACACCUGAAAUCGGCAUCCUGCACUCGAUAAGGCCUUGGAUAUUUUCAAACUAAAAAAAAAUAUGUCAAGUGUCAGUCCACUUUCUUAGUCAUCCUAUGACUCAGAGAAAAGGCGCUGUGCUUAGCUGAAGGUCACGUGACAGAAGAGAAGCUGGCUCCCCUGGCUGCUGCAAACAGCUGUUCUCUCAAGCCCGUGCAAGGCUGGGUGAUAAAUCGGGCAGUAAAUUAAAACUAGCUCUUAGGGUUCAGGGGCAUCUCGUCAAGACUGGCCUGUGGCAGGACACCAAGAUCCUGGUAGGGAUUCUGAGAUCCAGCCUGAUGAGAGCCCUGACACUGCAGUCACAGAGCUGAGCUCCCAGGUCUGUCAGACCCACGUGGUGGUGCCUCCGUGGAGGGCUUGAAGCAUGGCUUAUGUUUAAACCUCACGUCCUCCUGGAACAAUGGCCCCACUGGACGGGGAGUUCGCCGUUAGACUGGGGAGAAACUGCAAAGGACUUACAAGUGGGACGGAGAAUAUGACCAUUCCAGGAAGCCUCCCACGCACUGGCUUUGGGAAACGUUUGGUUCUCAAUUGGAGCAGGGCCUUCCACUCGCUGGUUUGCUGGUGGCCACACAGGAAGAGAUCAAGCAAGGCACGUAAACUCAGGAAGAUAGUCACAUCAUCCUGGUUGAAAUGUUACUUCAUGGCAAAUGCUUUCAGAGAUGAUGUUUGGGUACAAACUUGACCUACUUAAUGGACAUUUUUGAUAUUCUUAUCAAAACAUAAGAAUUUGAAACCAUGGGGAAAACUACAAUAUGGUUCAGGCAGCUGUAGGGUUAGGCACGGUCUAUAGACC